CAUGGGCAGACACUCUACGGAGACAGGUUGUUCCCGGAAGCUGUGGUUGAGAUCUGAGAAUUGAAAGGCAAAAGACUUCAUGCUGAAAAGGGUGUCAACAUGAAAGAGGAAGUGGAAACCGGCGUCAAGUUCAUCUCCCGCCUGGUGAACCGGCACGAAAAGUUAGCCAAGGGACAGGUGAAACGUUUCGGGGAGAGCUUGGUCACCGUUUUGUGUGAGCGCUUCAGCGAACAUUGGUACCCCGAGAACCCCCUCAAAGGACAGGCUUACAGGUGCAUCCGGAUCAACAAAUGGCACACAGUGGACGAUUCCCUCCUGAAAGCUUGCACCGAGUGUGGUCUGGAUUAUUCGGAACUGGCUUUGCCCCGGGAAGUCUCGAUCUGGAUCGACCCUGGCGAGGUUUGCUGCCGGCUGGGUGAGAACAACCCUCACUUCAAGGUCAACAACGAAGAAGAAAGCAGUGGCAAAGCGUCGCCAGAACUGGAAACGUCCGACUACCAUUCUGAAUCUCCCUCAGAGUGCUCAUCGGAGGAUGAGGGUCCGGCCAAGUCUGCAGCGGCAACACCAGUGCCGACCAAAAAUGAUCCGGGGGGAAGUAGUUGUGCCAAACAGGCGACUCAGUAUUUCUACAUGCCGUCUCCUCUCUGGGUCCCAUGCCCCCAGCCGUUGAUCAGUUACAUCCCAACCUACCAGCCCUACACCGUCUACUAUGUCGACGUGACCUCGAAAUCGCCUGGUCGCCGGAAACCCAACCCGAAUCUUGUGAAACGGCUCACCUACCGGGCAUCCAAAGCGUGAAGGCGGGGGGAGCUUGGGUAGUCCCGAUGGAUGAUAGAUCUUGCCAUUCUCUUCAUAACACUGUCUUAUAUGAUGUUGGCCUUUGUCUGUGUAGACAAACAGCCAGUAAUUUCAGAACCCAAUGGCCGUUUUGUUUCCCCCCGCGAUAACUGAAUCGUAGCGAUUCUCCUCAGAAGUAUAUACAAGUCGGGGAAAUCCUGACUGUAUCGUAAUCUCCUCCUUCCACCCUUGGACAUGGAGGAGGGACACUUUUAUUCCGUGGUGCUGAAAACAGUGUAGCAUUCCUGUUGUGUAUUAACCAGCACUUGUCUGUACAAGUCAAACCAGAGGGCAACGGUAUCCCAUGCUGGGCAGAGGUGAAACUUAGAACUGGACUUCUGGGGGUUUUAACCCUACUCUGGCAGGGAAAUUAAGUUUUUAGUAUUUGUGGUUGUUUAAAAAGGGGUUCUGUUUUCAAACCUGGUAGAGGGAUGAAAUUCAAUGAAGAAGAACCAGGUUACGGGAUUCUUGCCUUCUGUUUUCUCCGCAUCCGACUUUCCUUAAAAGGUUUCCUUUUCUGUGACACUGGAAUAGAAACAGCAGCUGUGUGUGCUUUUAAAAAAAAAACCCCAAAAAAUUCUGACUGCAAGAAAACUUGCUACGGCUUGGAUUGUAUGUAAAUGACUGAAAAUGGAGCAAAUCUGCAUAUGGUUGAUUUAUUUUUCUUCAUUGUUUUGGAGUUUGCUAGUCACUGUGGAGCAAAAACCUCACCCAAGCAGCUUCUGUCUUUUUACUAGAAGUAGUCUCUUGUGUUUUUACUGCCAUAUGGGCUAGAAACCUGCUUUUUUUAAAAACAAGAAAAGAGAGCUAAGAUUUUUAGGUUACAACAUUCAGGACCUGUUCCCAACUUCUGUGCUUGCACAAUGCAAUCCCUGGAUAUACGCAACUCUCAAAAUAAUACUUAACCUACCUCAAGAGAUCUAAAGAAGAAUGAAAUGAAAGGGUGUUUAAAUUUUUAGGGUUUUUUUGAAGGACUUGUUGUUGGGCCAAGUAUUAUUAAUAUUGUUAUUCGUGUCGAUAGUUAAUAUAUAUAUUGUCUUCUGUAAAUAACAAUCGGGGAUUUUUAAUUUAUGAAAUGACAAUACGUGUGUAAAUAACAUUUUAUCUGCGGGCUGGUUUUUAAUGCGCCAUUGGUAAUGCGUCUUGCUUUCUUUUCUUUU
This is a messenger RNA of Sphaerodactylus townsendi, 1997 nucleotides long. Its product is annotated as protein BTG3-like. Gene Ontology annotation, biological process: negative regulation of cell population proliferation; negative regulation of mitotic cell cycle. The transcript is spliced from 5 exons. The coding region runs from base 100 to 798 and encodes 232 amino acids. The record is from RefSeq and is a predicted model, not a curated record. Gene Ontology annotation, cellular component: nucleus; cytoplasm. Lineage: Eukaryota; Metazoa; Chordata; Lepidosauria; Squamata; Sphaerodactylidae.